GUCCUGUCCACAGUGCAGUGAUGUCUUCACAAGUGGCAGUGAACCAAGGAUAUAAUUCCCAGCUUCCAGGAUCCUACCCUCAUCUGAUACCAGCAAAGACUUUGAAUCCAGCCUCUGGACAGUCUCACUAUGGUGGUUCUCAGGGACCUGGGCAAACUCUUCAUAGACCACCUGUGGCUGCUAAUCCAGUAGCACCCUCACUCCAUAGUGGUCCUGUUCCCCGAACGCUGGUUCCUGCAUCUCAGAGUCCAGCUGCUACACCAAGGCCUUCUGGUGGCUUUCUUCCUGGAGCCAGUCCGCUGCCACCUGUGAAUUGGCAGCAUAGCUAUCCGUCCAUGGGAUCACAGAUGAACCAGUAUCCUCCUGCACCGUCCCAGCCACCUGUACCUGGGAAUACACAUUUAUCAACAAAUCACCAGUAUGUUUCUUCCGGAGACCCUUCGUUCUGCCCUUCCCUUACGGAAUCCACCUCAGCCUACCACUUUUCAACCAGGAGCUCCUCCUGGGCCUCCUCCAACCAGGGUCCCACCUCUGGAGGGGGGCCUGCCUCCUGUAAGGGCCCUUCUACCCCCGAAAGCACCACUCAGAACUGCACCCCAGCCUUCAUUCAAUUCGGUUGUCAACCAAGAAGGUAUUACAUCAAAUACCAACAAUGGAUCUAUGAUGGCACGUAGUAGUUACGAUGAAAUUGAAGGAGGUGGCUUCUUGGCAACACCACAGCUUGCUACUAAGAAUCCCCAAAUGAGCCGAAGUGUUGGAUAUGCAUAUCCCUCCUUACCACCUGGUUAUCAGAACACAGCACCAGCUAGCAGUGCAACUGGAAUGCCACCUUCUUCCUUCAAUUACCCAAGUGGCCCCCAGGCCUUUCCUCAGACUCCCUUAGGUGCUAAUCAUUUAACUGCAAGCAUGAGUGGAUUAAGUCUGCAUCCAGAGGGCCUGCGCGUUGUCAAUCUUCUUCAAGAAAGAAAGAUGCUUCCCUCAACACCUUUGCAGCCUCCAGUUCCAAAUUUGCAUGAAGAUAUCCAGAAACUCAACUGUAACCCAGAGUUAUUUCGAUGCACACUGACUAGCAUUCCUCAGACUCAGGCCUUACUGAACAAAGCCAAACUUCCUCUGGGGCUGUUGCUUCAUCCUUUCAAAGAUCUAGUGCAGUUGCCUGUGGUUACCUCCAGUACAAUUGUGAGAUGCCGCUCAUGCAGGACGUACAUCAACCCUUUUGUCAGCUUUCUUGAUCAAAGGAGAUGGAAGUGUAACUUAUGUUACCGAAUCAAUGACGUUCCUGAAGAAUUCAUGUACAACCCUUUGACCAGAGUUUAUGGAGAACCUCACAGAAGACCUGAAGUUCAAAAUGCUACUAUUGAAUUUAUGGCUCCUUCAGAAUACAUGUUACGACCACCACAACCUCCAGUGUACCUCUUUGUAUUUGAUGUAUCUCAUAAUGCAGUUGAAACUGGAUACUUGAAUUCAGUUUGCCAGAGUUUGUUAGACAAUCUGGAUUUGCUUCCUGGCAACACGAGAACAAAAAUUGGCUUCAUAACAUUUGAUAGUACAAUUCAUUUCUAUAGUCUUCAAGAAGGUCUUUCUCAACCUCAGAUGCUAAUAAUUUCAGAUAUUGAUGAUGUUUUUAUACCUAUGCCAGAAAACUUACUGGUAAAUUUAAAUGAAAGUAAAGAGCUUGUCCAAGGUUUACUGAAAACUUUGCCGCAGAUGUUUACCAAGUCUCUGGAGACCCAGAGUGCCUUGGGUCCUGCACUUCAGGCUGCCUUUAAGCUGAUGUCCCCAACUGGUGGUCGAAUGUCUGUCUUUCAAACACAGCUCCCAACUCUCGGAGUGGGAGCCCUGAAACCACGAGAGGAGCCCAACCAAAGGUCAUCUGCUAAGGAAAUACACCUGACACCGUCCACUGACUUCUAUAAGAAAUUAGCCUUGGACUGUUCUGGUCAGCAGGUAGCUGUUGACUUAUUUCUUCUCAGUGGACAGUAUUCUGAUUUGGCUUCACUAGGAUGUAUUUCUCGGUACUCAGCAGGCAGUGUCUACUACUAUCCAUCUUACCAUCAUCAGCACAACCCCGUCCAGGUGCAGAAGCUGCAGAAGGAGCUGCAGAGGUACCUCACUCGGAAGAUUGGCUUUGAGGCCGUCAUGAGGAUUCGGUGUACCAAAGGUCUUUCCAUUCAUACUUUCCAUGGGAAUUUCUUUGUUCGGUCAACAGACUUAUUAUCUCUGCCCAACGUCAACCCAGAUGCUGGGUAUGCAGUACAGAUGUCAGUGGAAGAGAGUCUCACUGAUACUCAGUUGGUUUCUUUUCAGUCAGCACUCUUGUAUACAUCAAGCAAAGGUGAAAGAAGAAUUCGGGUCCAUACUUUGUGUUUGCCAGUGGUUGCAACUCUGAAUGAAGUCUUUCUUGGAGCGGAUGUUCAAGCAAUUUCAGGGUUAUUGGCCAAUAUGGCGGUGGACCGGUCCGUGACUGCCAGCCUGAGUGACGCCCGGGACGCUCUGGUGAACGCCGUCAUCGACUCUCUCGCAGCUUACCGUUCCUCAGUCCUCAGUAACCAGCAGCCAGGACUCAUGGUUCCUUUCUCUUUGAGACUUUUCCCACUUUUUGUGUUGGCUCUUCUUAAGCAGAAAUCAUUCCAGACUGGAACAAAUGCACGUCUAGAUGAACGCAUUUUUGCUAUGUGUCAAGUGAAAAAUCAGCCCUUGGUGCACCUUAUGCUCACAACACAUCCCAAUUUGUAUAGAGUCGACAAUCUGUCAGAUGAGGGAGCACUCAACAUCAACGAUAGAACCAUACCUCAGCCUCCUAUCCUUCAGCUCUCAGUGGAGAAUUUGAGCAGGGACGGUGCUUUCCUCAUGGAUGGAGGCUCUGUACUGAUGCUUUGGGUUGGAAAAAAUUGUGCACAACAUUUUCUCAGCCAAGUUCUAGGAGUUCAAAACUAUGCAUCAAUUCCACAGAUUGGGACAGACCUUCCAGAGCUUGAUACACCAGAAUCUGCUAGGAUGAUAGCUUUCAUCUCUUGGCUUAGAGAGCAGAGACCAUUUUUCCCAGUACUUUAUAUAAUAAGGGAUGAGAGUCCAAUGAAAGCAAGCUUCCUUCAGAACAUGGUAGAAGACAGAACAGAAUCAGCACUGUCAUAUUAUGAAUUCCUCUUGCAUAUACAACAGCAAGUGAAUAAAUGAAGAAACUUGACUUAGUUACUGCUAAGGAAAUCAUAAUAAUGCAGAAUUCCUGGGAAUGUGUGAUACCUUCCUUUUCUAUUUAAGUUUGUGAACUAAUGUGAUGAUUAAGAUGUUUUCACUGUGAUUUCAUCAAACUACAGCAAAUAAAGGACCACAGCAGUGAAUCAAACGUGCAAUUCCAAAACACUAUUUUUCAAAUCAAACUAUAUCUACAUAUGAUUGGAUACCUUUUUUCCUUUGCUGCCAAUUAUGUUUGAGUUGUUAAGGAUGAAAAUAAGACAAUAUUGCAGAGGCAAAGUACAUUUUGUAAAAUAAAAACUUCUGUGUUCCACAUGUAUAUUUCUCAUUUUUUAUUUUUCUGAAGUUUUGGCUGCUACAUUUAAAACCUCAUAAGAUUAAGUAUUGCAGGGAAGUUAUAGAUCCAUUGAUGAUGAUCUUUUAAAAUCAUAAAAUUAAAAAAUAAAAUCAUAAAAUUUAAAAGUAAAGUAUAGGAUUUCUGGUGAUUGGUUUUUUUGUUUUUGUUCCUUUUUUGAGGAAGGAAAAGGGUGUUAGCUAAAACUAGAGGAAAAUAACUCUAGGUGAGCUUGAGAAUAUGAAGUAAUGUGUUGAAGCUUUACAUUCUGUCAGUAUUCGCUACACAUGAAGAACAAAGUCACGAUUCUAAGGGAAAGCUAUAAUUAGGUGGUUUUCUGAUCGGCAGAAGACUUGAACAUACUGUUUUUUUCUGCAAUGAAAAGAAUUUGAGCUGCCUUCAUAAAUACAUCGGGACUGGCAAUGACAGUAGGGAGAAGAGACAGUAGUCACCUUGAUCCUGUAAGUGGGUUUUUGUUGGGUACAUUUCUGCUCUGUGAUAUGUAAUAAAAGUAUUAUUUUGGUGUAAUGCAGAGGAAUAGAAUAGGUUACAAAUAUCUCAAAUGCAUCAGUGACAUUUUCUAAGGAGUUCAAUAAUUAAAUUGGAAGCCACUCAUAAGAAAUAUUUAUUCUGGGAUAUUACAUCUAUGAAAACAGAUGCUGCUGUUUGACUUGGUGGAUAUUAAGAUUACACAAAUCCAAUUUAUUGAAGUUAUGAAAGAAACUUGAUUCCUGAACAUGCUCACAAGACUGCUUGUAUGAUUCAGCUAGAGAAAUAUAGUCAAAACUAUUACGUGAGUUUUGUUUACAAAUAGGUAGAUUAUACAUCUGUAUAUUUAAAGUGCUGUGAUAUAAUAUCUCUAAAGAGUUUGGCUCAGUUUUUACAGACUCAUAUGAACUUAAGAUGUUGAUGUGUAAUACUUGAUGAAAUGAUUUUUUUAUAGAUUGGAAAACGUGUUUACAAUCUUGGUCUUACGUGAUCACCAAUGAAACAGUAACUUUCAGGUUUACAUCCACGUGGGCUGACUUUUAACUGAGUUGUCUGGGUUGGGGAAGAGGUCCCUGUAGAGUGUUCAACUGCUGCUUGCCAGCUGGGUCCAAGUAAUUGGGUUUAUGAAAAUAUUAUCGCCCUUAAGCAGUGUUAAGAUUUGCUUUCCGUGUGCAAGUGGUACACUGAGCUGGAAGUUUCCUUGAGAGUGGCUUCAUUUAUCGGGAAGUGGUUUUCAGGUUGCACCAAACUAAAUUAUAUUUUCCCCUCUUUUAAGAAACAGAGUCAUUAUGUACUGGUGUUUCUUUAACCAAAAUUUUCUUCUAAAUGUGAUUUUAAAUGUUGAUAUUUGUAGGUCCUUUCUUAAUAGUAGUAAGGACUUCUCCAGAGGGCAACAUUUGUGAUUUUAGGGAUAAUCUUCCUUGUGCCUCACUAUAUCCCUAAGUGGGUAUGAUUCUUGUUAUUACCAUGUGCUUUGCUAGUAUAUUUCACAAAUUUACUUUUAAAAAUUAUUUUAGAUAUUACAUAACAUGUGCAAUCCAGGAUAAUUUUUUAACAGGUCAUAAAAUACAUAACUUUAGUUAUGAUUCACAAUAUUUGUUCUCCAAAUAAAAAAACAAAUGAACCUUUUGGGACUAUUGAUAUAAAACAAUUAUUUUUUGCAAUACUGAAUGUGUUUUUUAGUUUGAUUUUUGGGCGGGGUAGUAAGGCGCUACCUGCCUUAUCAUCCUGUAUUACUUUUUGAUGUAAAGCAACUAAUAUUUACACUAUGCCAUAUUUUUUUUAUCGUAGUUGUAAAUUAUGAAAGAUCCUUGAAUUUUCUACAGAUCUACAACUACUAAAAUAACAGACAAGGGCAAUCUUGGUUAUAUAAGUCUGAGCAUGGCAGUUCUACCAUAAAAAGUACUCUAUUUUUCUAAUUUCUAGAAUUUUUUAAAUAACAUUUCUGUAAGUCUGACAUACUAAUUGAUAGUCACCCAAGCCAUACCAUUUAUUUUAGUUUGCAUAUGCUUUCUCAUUGUUUUUAAUUUAAUGUAAUGUAUUGAGUCUAAUAGACUGUUUUGCAAUAAUUAGAGUAAAAGAUUUAUUUCUUCUAAUCAAAGAUGCAUAACAGCUAUUAUCUAGGGGACCACCAAAUGUGAUUUCAAGAUUUGUUAACUAUUAUGAAUAUAAUCCUUAUAUAGAAAUUUUAAUUUUGUAAAGUAGUGUAUAAUAUUGUAACAUUAAAUUCUUGUUCUCAAAUUCAAAUAUGUAUUGAUCUUCAGUGUGCUGUGUUAAAUCUUGUUCUCUGAAGUGAGACAAGAUUUGUCUUCCUUUUUACGGUUUGUAAUUUUCACUGUUUAUUCCUGUAAAAAAAAAAGUCAUUUGUAACCCAUGCAAACAAUUGUUUGAUCUGUGCUAACUUAUCACUUUGGCUAUUCAAUAAAGUUAAUUGAAAGAGCUUACA
This is a messenger RNA of Chinchilla lanigera (long-tailed chinchilla), 5963 nucleotides long. It is a transcript of the gene Sec24a, whose product is annotated as SEC24 homolog A, COPII coat complex component. Gene Ontology annotation, biological process: COPII-coated vesicle cargo loading; intracellular protein transport; endoplasmic reticulum to Golgi vesicle-mediated transport. Gene Ontology annotation, cellular component: endoplasmic reticulum exit site; COPII vesicle coat. Gene Ontology annotation, molecular function: SNARE binding; zinc ion binding. NCBI's taxonomy places the organism in Eukaryota, Metazoa, Chordata, Mammalia, Rodentia, Chinchillidae. The record is from RefSeq and is a predicted model, not a curated record.